Molecule: messenger RNA, 1515 nt
Organism: Trichophyton benhamiae CBS 112371
Lineage: Eukaryota; Fungi; Ascomycota; Eurotiomycetes; Onygenales; Arthrodermataceae
Exons: 2
Coding region: 1-1515 (504 amino acids)
Biological process (GO): biotin import across plasma membrane
Cellular component (GO): membrane
Molecular function (GO): solute:proton symporter activity; dethiobiotin transmembrane transporter activity; biotin transmembrane transporter activity
Source: RefSeq, a predicted model, not a curated record
AUGGAGAGCCACUGGCCUAAGGACGGGGAUUCAGGGUCUAGCGGACCAAAAGAGCAGAGAGAACCCGAGUUCACCGGAUACAACGAAGCAGACGACGAGACGUUGGAUCGCAUAUACCGCAAAUUGGACAUACGUAUCAUACCGCCGUUAUGGACGCUCUACUUCCUCUGUUCUGCCAUCCGAUCCAACGUCGGGCUGGCCCAGACGAUGAAUCUCAAGGAAAAACAUGACCUGGGCCAUGUGCUACAUCUGACGCCCCGGCAGAUCUCGACGAGUUUGGCACUGUUCUAUGUAUGCUAUAUUAUAUUCGAUCUACCGUCGAACCUGAUUAUGACCAGACUAAGCCCUCAUGUCUGGAUGAGCCGGAUAGUCAUCAGUGUUGGCGUGAUAGGGGCGUUGAUGGCAGCUGUCAAAGCCGCGUGGUCGUUAUAUCUCCUCCGCCUGCUGCUUGGAAUCGUGAUAGCCGGCAUGUGGCCUGGCAUGGCAUACUAUCUAUCACUUUUCUACCCUCCCGCCCGGACCGGCCAGCGUAUAGGCUUCUACUUCACAGCCGCCCAAGUAUCCGCUGCAGUCGUUGGACUAGUAUCAGCUGGAUUCCAGAAAAUGGACGGCCUGCAGGGCCUCGUGGGCUUCCAAUGGAUGUUCCUCAUCUGGGGUCUGGUCGGUACUGUGAUGGGCAUAACGUUGCUAUGGUGGCUACCAGAUCGACCAGUACCACCAGGCGAAUCCCGCCCGCCUCGCUCGGCCUGGCUUCGAUGGAUACCCAACACCACACCAGCCCUAUCCGGCCGCGACGAGGAGCUACACUAUGCCGAUGUACAGCGUGUUUACAAGAAGGUCCAAUGGGGCUGGUCGGAUGUUCUUCGCAUACUGUGCGACUGGCGUCUCUGGCCAGUGACGAUAAUGUACUUUGGCGUCGUGGGCGUUGGCAUCGGAGUCCAAAGUUACGGCACGGUCAUCAUCCGGGCUGCCAUCCCUUCGCUGACGGGCGUGCAGCUGUCGUUGCUCUUUGCGCCGAUUUGGGUGAUGGACCUGAUAGCCAUACUGAUCAUGACCCCGAUAUCCGAUGCGUUCCAUCACCACAGACCGGCAAUAUUCAUAUUCUCGUGUCUGAUAUUGCUUACUGGCUUGCUGCUUACGACCUUCACGCACACCUGGACUGCAUACGGUGGCCUGUUGAUCGUAGGCUUCGGUCUGGGCCCGACGGUGCCUAUCACCAUGUCUCUGACCGCCGAGCUGUUUGGAGCAAGGUACGGUGACGUCGGCGUUGCUGCUUCGACGGCUAUAGUGAGUGGACUGGGCAACCUGGGCAGCAUUGUGAGUACGUAUGCGCUGUACACGGGCUGGGAAGGGGACGUGAAGAGGGGGUAUAGAGGCAGCAACGGGGUGAUGUGCGGGAUUGUUGGCGGGAGUAUUCUCGCCGCUGUGGUUGUGGGGAUGAUAGUCUGGGGCAAGCAGAAGGAGGAGCAGCGUGGAUGGAGAGGCGUCUGGUGGGCGAAAUGGCUGAUUAGAUGA